Oncorhynchus kisutch (coho salmon) is the source of this 1633-nucleotide messenger RNA. Its product is annotated as ly6/PLAUR domain-containing protein 1-like. Gene Ontology annotation, biological process: acetylcholine receptor signaling pathway. The coding region runs from base 255 to 680 and encodes 141 amino acids. The transcript has 3 exons. The record is from RefSeq and is a predicted model, not a curated record. NCBI's taxonomy places the organism in Eukaryota, Metazoa, Chordata, Actinopteri, Salmoniformes, Salmonidae. Gene Ontology annotation, molecular function: acetylcholine receptor inhibitor activity.
CCCAUUUGGCGCAACGAUACCGUCGGUGUGAUCGAAGCGUCAGAUUGAGAUUGAUUCUGUGACGCUUGCCAAACAGAGCGCACUCAAAGUUAGGAGAAGCAAGCCACCUAGAAACCUUUUUAGGCAUGACACUGCAUGCUUACUGGUGAUAUUACUGCUCCUACUUGAUCAGAAGUGGAUUCAAGUUGAGGCUGACCAUACAACUGUGUAAUGUUUUUUUGGGAGAAAAAGUAACCUGAUGGAGUUUAUGGACGAUGCAAUCGUUUGUUCUCCUCGCUUCUCUGUGUGGAUGCGUCCUUUGCUCAGUCUGGCCUUAUCAGAUGCAGUGUUACCACUGUGAAGAGACUCUGUUGGACAAUGACUGUUCAGCUCCAAAGUUCAUUGUCAACUGCACAGCAAACAUCCAGAAUGCCUGUCAGAAGGAGGUGAUUGUGGGUGAAAAUGGUGUGAUUUACAGGAAGGCCUGUGCCUCCUUCUCCACCUGUCUGAUUGUUUCAGCAGGGUAUCAGUCUUUCUGUGUCCCAGGUCGGGUGGGCUCUGUCUGCAUUAGCUGCUGUAACACCCCCCUCUGCAACGGACCCCGCCCCCCAAGGAUCUCCCUGGCCCCCAGCCAUCCCCCCACCAGACCCACUGCGCUCCUCCUCAUCAUCAUCACUGUUUCCAUGGCAACACUGCCCUAAUAUGGACACUGGUAUUGGCUAGAUUGGACUGAAUGUUCUCAGGUGUGGAGGUGCCUGGUAUUGGAGCAAACACUGUCCUGAGAGAUGACUGGACAGGGAUUCUGAAAUCAAAGCAACAGAGCUGUCCGACACAUACCGGUCCGUUGACGGGCGUGAGAAAUUUAGGAAGUAUAUUAAAUCUGACCCAAAAGUUAAUAAAAAUAUGUUACAUCCAUAGUAAAUUACACUUUAAUCAUUAGUGCAGACAGCACCGAAUCAAAUAACUAGUGUUUAUAUCCCAGAGAUGACAGGGUACAUUCAGUACUAUACACAAUGUUUACAGUUAGGACGACACACUUGGUGUACAAACAAAUUAGGAACACUUUCUAAUAUUAAGUUACACUCCCUUUUGCCCUCAGAACAGCCUCAAUUCAUCAGGGAAUGGACUCUACAAGGUGUCAAAAGCAUUCCACAGGGAUGCUGGCCCAUGUUGAUGCCAAAUGCUUCCCACAGUUGUGUCAAGUUACCAUUUUUGAUACACACACAGGAAACAGUUGCGCAUGAAAAACCCAGUAGCAUUGCAGUUCUUGGCAGAAACCGGUGUGCCUGGCACCUACCAUACCUCGUUCAAAGGCACUUUUGUCAUUCCCGUUCACCCUCUUUGCAACCAUUAUUAAAACAUGAGCAUAAGUGUCAUUGACUUAAUCAAACUUUAUUUUAACAAAUUUAAAUUACAUUAAAUGUAGCAGAAUUACAUAAGUAACUCCCAUAAAAGCAAAACAAAUUUCACAGUAUAAGAUAUGCAGUUAUUUCAUUUUUGAAACAGUAAAAUCCUCAGUUGAAAAGCAACAGGUGAUUAGUUUGGUAAACUUGUAUUGUUAUUGGCACUUCUAAGAAAAUAAAGCCUUGAGCUGCAUAGCAGAGGAUGUUUGACUGCCAGAUUAUCUGUUCAAUGUCAUUCAAUUAAAAAGGUU